Linderina pennispora is the source of this 201-nucleotide messenger RNA. RefSeq lists its product as uncharacterized. The coding region runs from base 1 to 201 and encodes 66 amino acids. The record is from RefSeq and is a predicted model, not a curated record. NCBI's taxonomy places the organism in Eukaryota, Fungi, Kickxellomycota, Kickxellomycetes, Kickxellales, Kickxellaceae. The transcript is spliced from 2 exons. Gene Ontology annotation, cellular component: mitochondrion. Gene Ontology annotation, biological process: mitochondrial respiratory chain complex IV assembly.
AUGUCCAAGGCCGCCAAACUGACGUUCCUCAGCUCGUGCGUAUUCGCUACUGGCACCAUCUACUUUGUGCAUCGCGCCCAGGAGCUCGAGCGCGCGUCCAUGUACCAGGGCCGCGAAAAGAACCUGCGCGAGCUCGACGAGACCCGCGCACUCCACGCCCAGAUGGUGCAGACCCAGCCCGACGUCCACCCAAAGCAAUGA